Theileria equi strain WA is the source of this 1534-nucleotide messenger RNA. Its product is annotated as protein kinase domain containing protein. Gene Ontology annotation, cellular component: nucleus. Gene Ontology annotation, biological process: protein phosphorylation. The transcript is spliced from 6 exons. Gene Ontology annotation, molecular function: protein kinase activity; ATP binding. Bases 23 to 1534 code for a protein of 503 amino acids. Lineage: Eukaryota; Apicomplexa; Aconoidasida; Piroplasmida; Theileriidae. The record is from RefSeq and is a predicted model, not a curated record.
ACAUUUUCUUAUUUAGAACUAAAUGUCGCAUAAUAGUGAUAAUAUUUCAAUUUCUAGGGAUAGAAAUCAUCCGAAUCACGGAUCUGAUAAGGAUCGCAGCCGCAGAAGGGUAUCUUCACACAAACGUAGAAGCUAUCACAGACACAAACCAUCAAAUUACCGGCAUAAAUAUGAUAGAUAUUCAAGAGAUUACAGCAUGAGUCGCUAUUCCCGAGAUCCUUCACGCAGAAGACUAGAAAGAAGAAGGAAUCAUUCCCAUGAUCGUCGUCCUCGUUAUUCCUCAGACCACCGUAUCAGCAGAGAGUACCGUCACCAAAGGCAUAGGAGAUAUUCAUCUUAUAAAUACAGAAGAGAUCGUGAUUAUAGAAGAAAUUCAUCAGACAGGUACAGGAGGCAUUCUCACAAGCCCAGAAAGCAUUCACACGAUUAUCAUCACAAAAACUACAAAUCCCACUCAAAGAAAAGUUAUGAUCGAAGAGUUAGAUCACCAUACGAUGAAAUAAUUCACUUCAAGUGGGAGAAGGAUAUGAAGGUUGGCGAUUACCGCGUAUUGAAUAAGAUCAGUGACGGUACCUUUGGAAGAGUACUAAACUGUGAGAAGGAGGGAGAAAAGUUUGCUUUGAAAGUAGUGAGAGAUAUAGAAAAGUAUACAAGUUCGGCUAAAAUUGAAGCGGAUAUUUUAUUGGAUAUCAAGAAUUCGGAUGAACAGAAUGAAAGCCACUGCGUUAUUCUACGUGAUAGUUUUAUGUACAAAGAUAGACACAUGUGCCUCGCUUUUGAAAGUCUAGGGCCAUCUUUGUACGAUUUCCUAGAGAAAAAUGAUUUCAAGGGUUUUUUUAUCGCAGAUAUCCAGCAUAUUGCAUACCAAAUGCUUAAGGGAUUAUCAUUCCUUAGAAAGAAACAGCUCAUACAUACUGAUAUUAAGCCUGAAAAUAUUUUGCUUACCUGUGGAAAGGAUGAUUAUAUAGAGGUUCCGUUUCCGAGGUCUACAACUGGUAUGAUGACCAAACGUCCAGCAACAGCUGAUAUAAAGAUUAUUGAUUUUGGUAGUGCUAUUUAUGAGGAUGAAUAUCAUAGUUCAAUUAUUAAUACAAGACAAUAUCGCUCCCCCGAAGUUAUACUAGAUAUUGGAUGGACAUAUACUAGUGAUUUGUGGUCGUUGGGAUGCACUCUAAUGGAGCUGUACACUGGACAUUUACUUUUUAGAACACAUAGCCACUUGGAGCAUUUGGCAAUGAUCGAAAAAAUUCUUGGAAAAAUCCCAGAGAGGAUGUUAGAUGCUGCAAGAAAGACAGAUGGAAAACAUUAUGUCCACCAGGAUCGCCCGGAACUCAAUUGGCCGGAUGGAGCAAAAUCAAAGUCUUCCAUUGAGAGGGUUAACGAUUGUAGAAAUGUAUUGGACCAAGUAAAGCCAGAACAUCGUGUUUUUGCUGAAUUCAUAAAGUAUAUUUUGAACCCGGACUCAUCUGCGAGACCUUCCCCAGAAGAGGCAAUGGAACACGAAUUUUUUGUCUUGAAAUUGCCAGAAAAUUAG